AUGCGUCCUACUCUCGCCCUCCGUGCUUUCCGCCCGACCAUGCGCAUGAGGACCCCGGUUCCUGCCGAGGACCAAGUUGGCCACACCGUUUCCCAGAGACUGCGCAAGCUCAAGCAGAUCCCCCCCGAAUUGUUCCCCCUCGGUGUCGUCGUUGGCUUUGCCCUGGCCGCUGCUGCCUACUCCGUCGGACGUCAUUUCAUGACCGACGGCACCAUCCGUAUCAAGCGCCAGAACAAGGCUGCCGUUGAUGCCGCGGAGGCCAAGGGACACCACUAG
Colletotrichum karsti is the source of this 276-nucleotide messenger RNA. RefSeq lists its product as uncharacterized. The record is from RefSeq and is a predicted model, not a curated record. Lineage: Eukaryota; Fungi; Ascomycota; Sordariomycetes; Glomerellales; Glomerellaceae. The transcript has 4 exons. Bases 1 to 276 code for a protein of 91 amino acids.